AUGCGAGUGUUGCUGCAGCUAGCUAUAGUAUGUUUGUCCGUGGGGGUGGGAGAAAGUGCCUGUCCUCACCUAGAGGCUGGGCUGGAGAACUGGGGGGACACAACGUCCUGGACAUCGGGGGUACUACCUGUAGAAGAUGACCAAGUUGUUAUUCCUUCAGGCAAGAAGCUCCUGCUGAACGUGUCCCCGCCCUGUCUGUCCUCCAUCACCAUCGAAGCAGGGGCAGCGUUAGUCUGGGGCGACGUGGACAACCUCAACGUCUGUGUCAGCUACAUCCUCAUCAGAGGCCGCCUCCAGAUCGGCAGCGAAGACUGCAGGUUCACCAGGAAAACUCACAUCAGACUUAUAGGUGAAAGCAACUCGACGCUGGUCGUUCAAGGCUUCGGUAGAAAGUUUAUUGGUGUAGACGCAGGGGGGACCAUAGAAGUACAUGGGGAAGAAAAGCCAUCUUGGACUAAACUGAUCAAGACCGCAUACUCGCCAACUGAUGGUUGUGAAAAUCUCUUCAACUUUCAGGAAAGUCAGUUCAACAAAGAGAAUGGCAAAGGCUUGUACGUCACCGUGUUCAACAUGGACGGCUCUCUGUGGGACUUUGCGUUGUUUAGAACAGGCGAUGGAGUGGAUGGCGAAGACGUCAAGUUCAAAGACUUUGUUACUGAUAUCCCAAAUGACAAGAUCCUUGCUGUGGCUAUCCAAGGUGAACUGGGGACUGGGGACAUGAGCGCCGUGUACGAAACACUGGAGUCUGCUGGGGGUCUGACGUCAUCAGCCAUCCGCGCAGUCACUGGUCGACAGGCUUAUGCCUUCAUAACGAAAACAGGUGAUGCUGGUACCACCCGGGAAAUACACGUCUCCAUCCCAAAUACUGGCGGAUACAGAGAGACUGGUUACCUGUCUCUAGACGACAACGGCUAUCAGUUCCUGGUCAACAGCAAAGUAUAUAUAGAUCCAAAAAUGACGAAAGGUAUUAACUUCAUGUCCGUGCCGCAAGAAGCACGCUUUCCUUGUAUCACAGUCAACGCGGACGUAUCUAAGUGGAGACCAGGAGACAAAGUCGUCAUAGCUUCCACCGACUUCGACUGGAGACAGGCUGAAGAAAUGACCAUCAAGAGUUGUCCUUCUUGUGAAGUAAACCAGAUCUGUUUCACAGAGCCUCUGCAGUACAUGCACUAUGGGGAGGUAACUCUUGGUGUUGACGAGAGGGCGGAAGUGGGGCUGCUGAGUCGGAACAUCCUCAUAGAGGGCGUGAUACCGGAAGACGGGUGCAGUGUCAACGAGCCGGAAGAUCAGUACCUCUGUGACCUGUUUGGAUUUGACACAUUUGGAGGUCAGAUCAAGAUUUUGAGAGACUUUGAAGCUGCCCAUAUCCAAGGCGUGGAGUUAUUUCACAUGGGACAACAACGGUUUUCCGGUUCUUACCCACUCCAUUUCCACAUGUGCGACGACGCCGACGGCCAGGGUUUCCAGCACAACUCCCUCCACCAUUGUCUGGCUAGAUGCGUCACUGUCCAUGGCACCGACGGCGCAGAGGUGUCUGACAAUGUGUGCUAUCUCCACCACGGGCACGGCUUCUUCCUGGAGGACAGCGCGGAGCAGAGGAACGUCUUCGACAGCAACCUGUGUAUCGGCACCAUGCACGGCACCCACAUCAUGUCCGACAUGAAGAAGGAAUGGUGCAAUGCUACCAUGAGGCCUUAUUGCGACGCUCUCUCCUCCUACUGGAUCACACACCCUAACAACACCUUCAUCAACAACGUGGCCGCAGGCUCAGAUAAUACAGGAUUUUGGAUCCUUGCGUCUCGUCACCCCCUCGGCCCCUCCCGACAACGCCAGCAACAGAGGGGGCUGGUGCCUGAGUUCCAUGCCAUGCAGACAAAGGUCAAAGAAUUCAGAAACAACACGGCUCACUCUAAUAUGAAUGCAGGGUUCAACAUGGAUGACGAGGUAUCUAUCGGAGAGGUCUUCGACGGCGAUUAUGUCCCGGAGAAUGGUAUCGUGUCAGCACGUGUGUCCCACUCACCGCGGAACCCACCUGGUGAUCCGGACGCAGCGUUAGACAAGUCCUACCUGUACAGUUUCACGGGCUACAAAAAUAGAGAGUUGAAUGUAUGGACGAAAGGGGGAAUAACCAUCAUGGACAGUUUCACACUUGCAGACUCCCCGGUCGGCUUGACCAUGUCGUGGGGGGAGAGUGAUACCUACACACAGAUCAGCAACUCCUUGUUUAUAGGGGAAACAGACAACAAGGGGCUGCCUGUGGCACCGUUUGGUCGAUCUGUGGCCACAUCAAGUGUGGAGCCACUUCAGGGUGUCACGUUCUACCAAGGUCCAGGGUAUGUCAGCAACUCAUUCUUUGAUAAAUACGUGACAAAGAUAUCAGGAAGCACCAUCAGAUACGCCGGUGCCGUCAGCGUAAGGCGCAGCAGCCACUACCCCGUCAGGGCGAGUUCCAGCGUGAAGGGAGUCAAGUUUGGCUUCUGUGACGUGAGUGAGGGCAAUUGGGCCCUGAAUGGGGAUCCAUCCUAUCCAUUGUUUGACAACAUAGACGGCAACCGGCAGAACAACUUCCUGGACGUCGACGGCAGCGUCUCCGGGACUCCGGGGACCCAGUUCGUGCCGAACACACGAUUCCUCACCACCAACCAAUGUGACUAUAGGCAGGACUCGAACUUCGCCGUGUGCCCUCACGACUACGCUCGGGUGCUGUUCACUGGAGACGGGGCCCUAGACACUCUCCGCCAGAACUUCCCCAUGUUUCUCCGCCGUGACGACAGGCCAGACGACCCUUUCUCCGUAGAAGGUGUUUGGGGAAACAACUAUUUGGUGAUAAAGAAGAAAUCCUACACAGUCUACUUUAAUGGAGCGUCACCGUUCACAGUGCAAGUCAAGGGGCAUAACUUGGGAAGAGGUGACUACGUGCGACUAGGACUGUGCUACCCUAAGGAUGUGACAAGCUUUACAUUUCAGAGCUAUUAUCCAUUGAUCAAUACCGCCAACCCGGCCGUCCAAGUGGACAGCAUCAGCGACCUGGACAGCGACACCACGGGGAGGGCCUACUUCUGGGAUCAGGCAAGAGGACUGCUGUUUGUGAAGGUUUACUCUGAUGCCGAGCGCAUUGACGGCGAGCACUGUCCCGGUCGUCGUUGUCAAGCAAUCAAGAUUACCAGGAACGGCGGCAGCAACAGCAGCGUGGACUGUUACGCCUCCGCAUACGACGGAACGUACAACCGAACCGAAGACGCUGCGGUGAACAUUCCAACAGCCAAAACCUGCGUCAAGACUUCUUCCGAUGGCUAUGGUGCGGAAGUAGAGCCAGACUUCUUCGAGGUUGCAGAAUCCAACACGCCUACCUGUGUAACUGGAGGUGUCCAACCAGAGCUAAAGGGAUGCUACGGGGAACGCUAUGAGCCGAGGGACCUCCCUUAUGCCUAUGUAUCACUACCCACAUCCUUGACCGUUGAUGUAUGUGUCACAAGAUGUCAUACAAGGGGCUAUGCUUUCGCUGGAGUUUCCAACGGGCGCGAGUGUGCUUGUGGGGAUGCAUAUGGGGGAUACGGCGCCAGCAGUGACUGCAACAAGCCCUGUGUUGGGGACAACGACGUCAACUGCGGGGGCUACAAGGCUGUCGCUGUAUAUACAACCGGCAUAGCCGAACCUGCAUCUUUUGAUGCAUGUGGACCCGACGGUUCUGGCGCAUCGAUUGAUGGGAAAUGUUUCUACCUCACUUCCGGUAGUUAUUCUUUCGUCGAAGCUCAGCAAGCAUGUGUCGAUCUUGGCGGAAAUCUUGCGACCAUCGACUCAGAAGAUGUACAGGUUCAAGUAGCCCGUUACAUGCGACCGAAGAGGACAGAUGCAUGGUUUGGGCUGAACGACAUCGUCGACGAGGGUGUGUUUGAGUUUGCUGAUGGUUCACCACGGGGCAGCUACAGUAACUUCUUGUCAGGACAGGGCACUUCCCAGUUCCAAGAUGGCGUAGCUUUAAUGGCAGACAGGCUUUACCUGUGGUUUGAUCAGAACGUGGACAGCAGCUUUCAAGCUUUAUGUCAACUGCCACUCACCACCACGCCAGAUGUGGAAGGCUGCGGGCAUCACGGCUAUGGUCAGCAGGUAAUAACGACUGGAGGAGGAUGUUACCUGGUCCACAACACUCCGGGCACCUAUGACCAGGCCAUGUUUGCCUGCUACACCCGACGGGGCAGUGUGGCAACCGCGUCUGAUACUCAGAUGUUGGCUGACAUCGUGGAACACCUCGACGUGUUCGGCCAAGAGAUAAACUACUGGGUGGCGAAGGAAGGCAGGGUUUAUUAUGAACUGCAACAUGCGACAUCGUACAGCAAGCAGUCGGCGGACAAACUGAACUUAAACGGAGUGGUCUGUAAGAUAGAAACACUUACAGACAGCACACCCUGUUCUAGUGACUGGUACUACCGCGAUGAUAACUGCUAUCUCACUGUGCGACGAUGGGCCACCUUCUCUGCUGCGUCCGCCUUCUGUAACCAGGGCGACAGUCGUCUUCUCACCGUCCAGGACGACGGGGAAAACACGUUUGUGGGAGGCUAUACCUCGACACAGCUGUGGCUGGACUUCGUCUACAGCGCUGCAUCUGGUAACUUUGAGUUGGGAAAUGGUUCAACGUCGACCUACACCAACUGGGACGUCAACCAAGGCGGCAGUAACGUCGUCAAUGGCGAAUGUGCACGGACUAAGCCAAAUAACCAAAAGUGGAAAAAUGUGCCUUGCACGGAGAAAUCGUGGACCAUGUGCAAAGCACCUGCAGGGCCAUGAACUGAUACCGGCUUCACGGCUGUUUCAAACCUGGCCAAUAACACAUUGAAAGACACAGUAAAAUAAUUAUAUUUCUGUUAUUGAUAAAUGUGGUCUGGAAUUUGCUGACAUACUCAAGUAUACCUAACCCCUCAAUACUGAUUGUAACCGACAACCUG
Haliotis rufescens (red abalone) is the source of this 4943-nucleotide messenger RNA. RefSeq names its product cell surface hyaluronidase-like. Lineage: Eukaryota; Metazoa; Mollusca; Gastropoda; Lepetellida; Haliotidae. The transcript has 36 exons. The coding region runs from base 1 to 4785 and encodes 1594 amino acids. The record is from RefSeq and is a predicted model, not a curated record.